AAAGAAAUAUACAUUCCCUCUUUCUCUUUCUUUCUCACAACUCUAAAUUCUUAAACCCUAAUUUCUUUCUCACUCUUCUCAGUUCUCAAAUUUCACUCACUAUCACCAGCCCAAUUUCUUUCUCGUUUCUUUCCACUCUUUUUUUUUUCUUUCUCCCCAAUUUCCAAAUCUAAAUCUUAAAAGGAUUAAACCCCAGCCUCAAAACCAACGAUUGCAAGCCCCAAUCCAUCUACCAGCGGUAACGAGGAAGGCGAUUGCUGUUCUGUCGGCCAAGCAAGAAGCUCGAACAGGCAUCAACUCUCAGAUCUGGCAAUGGCUACAGCUCUAUUUGCAAAAAGAGCACCAUUCGCAAUUGAAGAAACCUCAGCUCUCUUCAGAAGUUCAUUCAGCUUUCUACGCAACAUUAGCACCACAACACCCAUCAACAGUUCUGCUGAAAAUGCUGUGGCAGCUGGUGGUGAAGCCAAGAAGCCAAAGAGGAAGAAGAAGAACUUGUUUGAGGUGGCCCAGUUUCUGCCCAACUGGGGUAUUGGCUAUCACAUGGCCAAAACGCACUGGACUGGUGUCUCUUAUGAGAUAACUAAAAUCAAUCUCUACAAAGACGGAAGGCAUGGCAAGGCUUGGGGAAUUGCUCAUAAAGAUGGUGUGCCAGUUGCAGAUGCCCCCAAGAAAAUAAGCGGGGUGCACAAGCGCUGCUGGAAAUAUAUUACAAACCCAAAAAGAACUGAAGAAAGUUCCCAGAAACAAGACCUGCCCGCUGCUUGACCCUGUUUAUUUGUUGAGAGGCACAAGUUUGCACGAAAAUUCUUGCCUUGAUAAGGUACAAGUGAAUUACGAGUGCUGAAUAGAGACAUUGUCCGAGAGAAGCAUAUCAUUGGAUCAUUAACCAUGCCAAUAUUUCGGUUCAGGUCCUGACAUAUGCUCCCUGUUGUUAUGGCAUAAUCCUGUGAAUUUUGGUUUUUCCAUCGUUCGGUAAAAUUAUUUGCCGGGGUUUGUUCAUACUCGCAGAAUUUGUUUUGGCAUAUGAUUUCAGAUGACUGCAUAUCGGAUUUUUAAUAACCUCAUGUUAGUAGUUAUUAUAACUUAUUUGGAGAAUAGUUAUUAUUAGGACUUGCCGUCGCAUAAAACCUAAGGUUUAGGUGUCAAUCGCAAGAAUAGAUUAAUUACAAGAAAUUUUCCGUUGUUCA
Messenger RNA from Sesamum indicum (sesame), 1187 nucleotides. RefSeq lists its product as uncharacterized. The record is from RefSeq and is a predicted model, not a curated record. Gene Ontology annotation, cellular component: mitochondrion. Gene Ontology annotation, molecular function: structural constituent of ribosome. NCBI's taxonomy places the organism in Eukaryota, Viridiplantae, Streptophyta, Magnoliopsida, Lamiales, Pedaliaceae.